Morone saxatilis (striped sea-bass) is the source of this 5712-nucleotide messenger RNA. RefSeq names its product multiple PDZ domain protein. Bases 1 to 5712 code for a protein of 1903 amino acids. Gene Ontology annotation, molecular function: protein binding. Lineage: Eukaryota; Metazoa; Chordata; Actinopteri; Moronidae. The record is from RefSeq and is a predicted model, not a curated record. The transcript is spliced from 42 exons.
AUGGAGAUCAUGGAUACUCAGCGUGCCUUGGAGGCUGUGGAGAGACUGCAAGCCAAACUGAAGGAGAGAGGAGAGGCCCCCACACAGGAGAAACUCUCCCUGCUAAAGACUGUCCUGCAGAGCCCCCUGUUCCAUCAUAUACUCAGCUUACAGCAAGCUCAGCGGAAGCCCCCAGCGAAGUCUAACCAGGGGAAGGGUAUUUCCAAAUCUGUUUCAAUGAACUGUGGCCCCUGCCAGGGCAUGGUACAGGGCAUGAGUCAUAGUGACUCCUACACAUGGGCCAUGGAGAACCGAAGGCCCAGCACUGCCAGAUCCGUCCACAAGGAUGGCAGCAUAUCUUCUCUGGGAUCACAGGAUCUGUCCUUCACAGACAUCUACCCAGACAACUGUAUUCACACUGAAUCACAGUACUGCACUCCCCCUCGAAUCUCCCGCACCAUGUCGAUGGGGAGAAACCUGUCUGCUAUUGCUCAUGAGAAACGUCAUGUGGAGAUGAUAGAGCUGAUCAAUGAUGGGAAAGGGCUCGGUUUUGGCAUCAUAGGAGGCCGGAGCACAGGAGUGAUGGUCAAGACCAUCCUCCCUGGUGGAGCUGCUGGACAGGAUAAGCGCCUGCGUAGCGGAGAUCAAAUCCUGCGCAUUGGAGAUACAGAUCUUGCGGGAAUGAACAGCGAACAGGUGGCACAGGUACUGCGAAAUGCUGGUAACAAGGUGAAACUGCUCAUCGCCAGGGAUAUUACCAAGGACAACCACCUUUCCUCUCCUGUCCUCAACCAGGACAGCUUGGAAGACAAGCUCAACGACUUGAAUGAUGACUAUGAGUUCAAUGUGCAGUUCACUAAAAACAGUCGUGGCCUGGGAUUCACCAUUUCUAGCUACAUAGGCGACCUAAACUCAGUCUACAGCGCUGGUGUUAUAGUGAAGAGCAUAGUGAAAGGCAGCACUGUCGAUCAAGAUGGACGCAUCUACAUUGGUGACGUCAUCCUAUCUGUGGAUGGGGUGAGCCUGCAGGGCUGCAGUGAGCAGCGUGCCAUGGAGGUGCUGAGGAGGACGGGUCCCCUGGUCAGACUGAGGUUGCUAAGGAAGUCUGUCCGUCUGAGCCACAUCCUGCCCCCAGUUCCUCCCCUGCAGCCCCUCCGACACUCCCACAGCUUCCACGAGGGAAAUCCCUACAGACUGGGCCUCAACAAAAUUCAAGAGACAGGAAUCUGCUCGCUGCGUGAAAUCUCCCGGCGAGCGGCAUACGCCAACAGAAAACCCCGACACGAUUCCAGAAAUGGAGUGAAACUGACGCCGGCUGAGGAGGAAGACCUGAGGAUGAGGUGGCAACAUGCAGUCGGGCCGCGAUAUGAAGUUAUUGUUUGUCAUCUGGAGCGUUUCAGUGAGACAAGUGGUCUUGGUAUCAGUCUGGAGGCUCGGGCAGGACAUCAUUACCUGUGCUCCGUUUUACCUGAGGGGCCUGUGGGCCAAAGUGGCAAGAUCUUCAAUGGAGACCAGAUAUUGGAGGUGAAUGGGAUCCCUCUCAUUGGAGAGACACAUAAGGAGGUGGUCAAUAUUUUGAAGGAGCUGCCGAUGCACGUUUGCCUGGUGUGUUCUCGCAUCGUACCCCCUGUAAUUCCCGACAGUGAUGAGGAAGAUGACGACGAUGAUGUCCAUCUCACCCUGAAAGAGCUGUUGGCCGAGUUCAAUGACAAAUUGGACCAGGGCUGUGUCAUUCCCUGUCCUACGGCUGAGGACAUCACCAAGCGUGGUGUGCCGCCCAUGUCACCUCCUCUGGCCAUGUGGGAAAGAGAGGCUCAGGUGGUUGAGCUGGAGAAAGGCGAGUCGGGACUGGGCUUCAGUAUCCUGGACUACCAGGAUCCAGAAGAUGCCACUAAAACAGUUCUUGUAAUCCGGUCCUUGGUGGCUGGAGGUGUAGCAGAUCGAGAUGGCCGCCUGCUACCUGGUGACCGACUCAUGUUUGUUAAUGAAACAGACUUGGAAGGCUCCAGCCUGGAUUAUGCCGUGCACGUCCUGAAGUCCACCGGCUAUGGCCCUGUCCACAUUGGAGUUGCCAAACCACUGCCACUGGAACUGUGUGGUGGCUUAACGCCCAUCUCAGAGAGGAGCACACGGGCUUCCUGCGAUGACACUGACAGCCACACUCAGGUCAGCCUGCUAGCUGAGGCAGGGGACGCUAACACCAACACUUUCAACUCUGAGGACAACAGCAUCACCCAGCAGCAUUACACUACAACGGAAAACCAGCUGCGUCAUCGUUUCGGCAUCAUGGAAGACGAAGAUAGGCAGCAAGCACCGCCACUGCCCCCCCGCACCAGCUUUGAGAGGACAAUCACUGUUGUCCGGGGCAACCGUAGCCUUGGUAUGUUCUCAGUCUUUCUCAUGGUGAUGGUGUCUUGGUGUGUGUACGUCGCUGGCAUGGCAAUAAUGACGCUAAUAGGCGGUGGUGAUGACGACUGCCCUGAAGAGGAGUGCAUUGUCUAUGUCCCAGCCCAUCAGGUGGAUGAGUAUCGUACCCAUCUGUGUUUACCCUCUCUGGCAUCCAUCGCAGCAGACAGCGCCUCUUCCUCACCCACCCCACCAAACCCAUCUCCAGAACCUGCCUCGGCCCCGGCCAGGUCCCUCGGUCCAGUCAGAGUUGUAGCUCCGUCUCCAGCUUCGUCCAACCUCAAACACCCUGCCUCAGUCGCAUUUAAAGCUGCAGCUCCAGAUCCAGCAGUAGUCAGAGCCUCUGUUUCAUUCAAAGGCCCCACCAUCACCCUGGCCCCAGACUCAAGUUGGCAGAUUCCAAAAUAUCUUCCUCACAAGAACAGAGGGGAAGGAAAAGAAGAUGGAGAGACUGUGGAAGAGAAAAAGGACAAGAGUACUGUAGAUGGGAAAGUAACAAAGAUGAAGGUGGAGAUAAAGGUCGAUGGUAAAGAGGAGGGAGAAGAGGAGCUCCAUUCUCAUACCACGGUGACUUGGGAUCAACCCAGAAGUGUGCAGCUGACUCGAGCACCAGGCCAGUCCCUGGGCAUCAGCAUAAUGGGAGGCAGAGGCAUGGGCCGGAGACUGAGCAGUGGAGAGAUGAUGAGGGGAGUCUUCAUCAAGCACAUCAGCCCCGACAGCCCGGCAGCACAUAAUGGUACCCUCCGGACUGGAGACAGGAUACUAGAGGUGUGUGGUGUGGACCUAAGAGAUGCCAGCCAUGAGCAGGCGGUGGAGGCCAUCCGCAGGGCUGGAGACUCUGUCAUCUUCCUGGUCCAGUCCGGACAACAGAGAUCUCAGUCUCCUAUGCUUACCAACCAUGAGAGACUAACUCCAGCACCACAGUCCAACUCACACAGCAGCAAGGACGCAGAGACUCUCAGUGGUCUGUUCCUUAGUCUCUCCCCUACAAACCCCUUCACUCCCACCCCCUUUAAGGUACCUUCGUCGACAUCAGAUAGAAUGGAUUGGAGAAGCCCCAUAACUGCCACCUCACCAAUCACGAUGGCAGCUGGAGACGAGGAUGACACUGGCUGGAAAAAGAUGCUUCAGCGUUAUGGCAGCCUGUCUGGGAAGCUCCAUAUGAUUGAGCUGGAGAAGGACCCUGCGGCUCAUGGCCUGGGAAUCAGCCUCACAGGGAACAAGGAUGGGUCCAGGGCCCGCAUGAGUGUCUAUGUGGCGGAUAUAGAUCCUCAGGGACCUGCUGGUUUAGAUGGGAGGAUAUGGAUUGGAGAUGAGCUACUGGAGAUCAACGGUCAGAUCUUGUACGGACGGAGUCACCAAAAUGCGUCCACCAUCAUCAAUAACGCUCCAUCUAAAGUCAAGAUAAUUCUCAUCAGGAAUAAAGCAGCUAUGGCUCAAAUGACCCAGGGAUCCAGAACAGAGUGUGAGGACACAGUCGACUCCCAGACAAGCUCUGCAGAGCCUGGAGGAUUAUCCACAGACACCCAGCACAUCAUCCUACCUCAGGAUCACGUCGGUCUUGGCCUCUGCCUGGCAGAGGAGGAGUCAAAGGAAGGAGUGGUGGUCAGGUCCCUGAUUCAGCACGGCACUGCCAGUAAGGAUGGCAGGAUAAAGGUUGGAGAUAGAAUUGUAGCAGUGGGUAAUGAAGCUGUGGCAGGACUGUCAGUGGACAAGGUUUCCAGCUUGAUUCUCAAACACCGGGUCACUGUCAAGCUCUCCAUCAGCCGCUCCAAGAGUCUCUCCUCCUCAUCUUCUCUACCUCCCCCAACAUCUCUUUCCUAUCCUUACUCUCUGUCUCCUGCUUCUGCCCUAACCCUCCCUGUCUCCUCCUCUUCUUCACCUCUUAAUACAAUGCAGACCUCUCCUACAGGGCGGUCUGAUUGGCUAGGAUCAGCUCCCGCAACGUCUGACCCCCUGAGCUGCCCAGUCGUGGCUGGCAGGGAAACCACCAUAGAGAUCUGUAAAGGAAAUGUAGGCCUUGGCCUCAGUAUCGUAGGAGGAUUUGACACUCUGCUGGGGGCAGUAAUAAUCCAUGAAGUAAACGAUGGAGGAGCAGCACAGAGAGACGGAAGGCUGCAGUCUGGAGACCAGAUAUUAGAGGUAAAUGGUAUAGACCUGCGGCAGGCCACUCACGAUGAGGCUAUUGGCGUGCUGCGUCUCACCACCCAGCGGGUUCGCCUGUGUGUCUUCAGGCACCAGGAGGCCUACAGGGAGGAGGACCUGUGGGACGUCUUCAGCCUGGAGCUGAGGCCUCGUCCUGGAGAGGGGAUUGGGUUCACCACUGUGGGGAAGAGUAAUGACACGGGCAUCUUUGUGUCAGACAUCAUCAGAGGAGGCGUAGCAGAUUCAGAUGGCAGGUUGUUGCUAGGUGACCAGAUUCUGUCAAUCAGUGGGGAGGAUGUUCGUGCAGCAUCACAGGAAUAUGCACAGAAGCUUCUACAGAGUUGCACUGGAGCGGUCCAACUGGAGGUGGCUCGUUUUAAAGCAGGGCUGCAGUACUCACAGCGGAACCAGGAGUACUUUAAGUUUUGUUUUAUCCAGAGCGAAGACUCCAACUGUUCCACACUGACCCCCUCAAGUGGAUGUGAUGCUUCACUCAGCCACCAGAGGGAGACAGAUGACAAAACAGGGAGCUACUCAUUUCAAGACUACCCUGACAUCAGAAAAGUAUUAAUACAAAAGGGUCCAUGUGACUCCCUGGGCAUCAGUGUAGCAGGAGGAGUGGGCAGUCCCCAUGGCAACGUACCUCUUUUUAUUGCUACCAUGGAUACCAAUGGACUGGCUGCCAAAACACAGCAAUUACAGACAGGAGACAGGAUCCUCAGUAUCAAUGAUGUGUCCCUGGAGGGAAUGACUCAUGUCCAAGCUGGAGUCCUGUUGAAGAACGCCACCGGAACCAUCAGUCUGCAGGUGACAGCGGGUUCUGGAGUGUGCAGCACAAAGGAAAACAAUGAUGUGCAUGCCCAGUCAUCAGGCCAGUCCGAGAGCCUGCCCCGCUUUCACAACAACCUCCGUGCUCGCAUGUAUAAGACCAUCACUCUGGAGAGAGGCUCAUCAGGCCUGGGCUUCAGCAUCGUCGGAGGGUUCGGCAGCCCGCAUGGAGACCUGCCGAUCUACAUCAAAACCGUCUUCAACAAGGGGGCGGCCAUAGAGGACGGCAGGCUGAAACGUGGAGAUCAGAUCAUUGCUGUGAAUGGACACUGUCUGGAGGGCAUGACUCACGCUGAAGCUGUGGACAUCCUGAAAAAGACCAAGGGAACUGUAGUUCUAACUGUACUCUCCUGA